Messenger RNA from Drosophila bipectinata, 1983 nucleotides. It is a transcript of the gene beat-Va, whose product is annotated as beaten path Va. The record is from RefSeq and is a predicted model, not a curated record. Lineage: Eukaryota; Metazoa; Arthropoda; Insecta; Diptera; Drosophilidae.
UGAAUCCGCGCGGAGAUACUUUUCCAUAGUGUUCCCGAAUCGUCGCCCCGCUUUGUGUCCCAUAAAAAAAGGCAUAAAACUGCCCAUGAGUUCACUUACUAUAGUAAAAGAAACAUAAUUACGAAUACAUGUGCUUGAAAAAAAAGACUCAAAGAUAAGAGAAUCAUAAAAUGUACUAUUCCAUCCCUUUGCGAAUGGUCAAUUAAACAUCAAGGAUUGUUGAAAAAGGCUUCAUCUGACCGAAAAAAGAAAAAGUUAAAGUGAAUAAAAGGAAAUAAAAGUAGUGAAUGAACUUUUGGCAACUUAAAACCAAAUAAAACGAAAUAAGUUUAAAAUUGCCACAUGGACGUGGCGACAAGCUGAACAGGAUUGGAAACUUCCGGUUCCGCAGAGUGCUUCAAUUUCAGUUUAAUGUCAACUCUAACCAAACCAAAUUGGCACGAACAACCAAGAUAAAUAAAGUGAACGGCUAAAAAAAGUGUUCAAUUAAUUGAGCUACCCGUUUGACCUCCACUUGGCUGUUUGAUUCUAGUUUUUUGUCGCAUCCUCUUCACUGCACUCGAAACAAAAUAAAAAGGAUCCGAAGAGAUAAAGGCGGGAUAUUGAGGGAGGACAGGGAUAAACUGCAUAAAUCAACGCCACUGCCAAAGCCAAGAGCAACAAUAACUGGAAGCAAUUAAUUUUAUUCAAACAAGAGCAACAAUAAGGACGCCGGCAAAAAAAUGGAUUACGGCUGGCUGAUGUUUCUGUUCAUCGCACUUUUAAUUGAUUACCCCAUUGCAUCAGCUCUGUUUGUCACGGACAUUAGUGUCCCGGAAAUCGUAGACUUUCGGGACAAUGUGACGUUAUCCUGCAGCUACGACAUGCGAGGUCACACCCUAAACUCUGUUAAAUGGUACAAGGAUCAUGAGGAGUUUUUCAGAUAUUCUCCCCUGACGAGUCCGAUUUAUAUGACGUUUGGUGUUCAGGGACUGCAGGUGCUAGAUGGCAAAUAUUUAUGCAACGAAUCCAGCUGUAGACUGGACCUGAGUUUGCAAGGAGCUAAGUCGACGGGCGUUUACAAAUGUGAAGUUAGUGGCGAUGCACCGCAUUUUAAAUUGGCCGACAAGGCCGAUAAUAUGACGGUGGCAGCCCUGCCGCAAAGCGAUCCGCUAAUAGAGAGUUUUAAUUCAAUGUAUCGCAUGGAAGAGUUUCUUAGUGCCACCUGCUCCUCGGACUACUCCAGCCUGCCGACUCGGCUAACCUGGUACAUCAAUGGCGAACAGCCACUUUUGGGUGAGCUGCAGCCAUCGAUUGACACGAGCAUUCCGGCCCAUGAUUACGUUUUGCGGCGCCAAAGGCUGCAAGUUCAUUUCUAUCUACAAGGACAGCGCUUCUUUCAGGCCGGAAAGAUCCUGGAGCUCAAGUGCGUGGCGGAAAUUGAAAAUUACCCAGAAUUGAGGCGUGAAACCACGCUCAGUGCAUCCUUGUCGCAAUUCGACAACUUCAAUAAUCAAAUGCCACUGAGACACGCAAAUACAAACUCUGGAGCACGACAAAGGAAUUGUCUUGGUGGCAGGACAUCAAUAAUUUCCGCAAUCCUAGCGGUAUUUUCUUUGCUCCAAUGCCUGUGGCGCCCGUCAUGAACACUCACAGCUAUAGGGAAUACUGGGGAUUAAGUGAAAACUGUCGAUUUGGAAUGGAAAUUGCCUCGUUUGGCAACCUUGUCAACUAUAUCAUCACGUUAGUUAGUCAGUCAGUUAGUCACUAGUUAGUUAGUUAGUUAGGAUAACAGACAAAGGUAAGACCGUGACUCUAGCCAAUAGGAAAAGCUUUGGGUUGCCAAGUGUAAAUACGAUUCAAGGAGCAAGGGCAGCCUCAAGGACUAAAAUGUUACAAUUUAUACAUGCUAUAGAAACAAAAUAGUAUUAAGUGUGCAAUUUAUUUAAAACUUCCUAUUAUUUUCAAGUUUGUUUCGUAAAAAUUAAAUUUUUAUGAAAGUAA